UCAAUGAUGACUAAAUGUUCAUCUUCUUGUUAAUGUAAUUUUAUCAAAAUGUUUUUGAAAAUUUUCAUUAAAAAAUGUAAUAAUUUCUAACAGCAUUUGGAGGUUAGGACUGUCUAGUUGGUAUAACUCUUAAAAAUUGAUUUAUUUUUGCCCUUUGUUUGUUUGUUUGUUUUUUUCCAGAGUACAUUUUACUAUUUCUAUAAUUUAAAUACAUAUAUUAAUGGAAAUGAUGCCAAAUAAACAAAAUAAUUGAGAAGGGAUAUUUUAUGCGGCUUAAUUUUGCCAUCUGUAAGUGCAUACAGGCAUUUUGUUCUUAAAUAAAUACAUAUAUAAAUAUUUCGGUCAAUUAUUAAAGAAGUACAUCAUAAAAAAUGGUUAUCUUUUUAAAAAUCAAAACUUUGACCUGCUUACAUAGAGGGCUGUAUAAACUCAGUUACCCAUCAGCCCCGCUUCUUUUUCCGCUCCUGCGCACAAGCGCAUGGCUUCUCCGCUGAGCGUCAGUGUCAUGACAACAGAACGAUGGUUCCAAGAGGGUGAGAGAUGUGAUGUUUGUGUGAACGAAGUGGAACGAGGAAAAGCGGUUCUCUAAAGUCUGUCAUCAUGUCCCUGUUCAAAGCCCGUGACUGGUGGUCAGCGACUCUUGGCGAGGGGGAGGAGUUUGACCAGGGCUGCCUGUGCGUCGGAGAUGUGGACAACAGUGGCACAGGCCAUGACAAGAUCGUGGUGGGCAGCUACAUGGGGAUGCUGCGGAUCUUUUUUCCACAUGCCAAUAAGUCGAGUGAAGGCGGGCCUGCUGAUGCUCAGCUGCUGGAAGUCCAGCUUCAGAACGCCAUCAUCCAGGUGGAAGUGGGCAAGUUUAUCUCAUGCUCAGAUCUUCUUCACCUGGCUGUUCUUCACCCCAGAAAACUGUCAGUUUACUGUAUAUCAGGAACCGCAGGACACGUCGAUCAUGGAGACCAGUACCAACUCAAGCUGGUUUAUGAGUACAACCUACAGAGAACGGCCUGCAACAUGACCUAUGGCACAUUUGGAGGAGUCACAGAUCACCAUUACCUGUGCAUCCAGUCCAUGGACGGGAUGCUGAUGUUCUUCGAACAGGACAGCUACACCUUUGGCCGGUUCCUCCCUGGUUUUCUGCUGCCUGGUCCGCUGGCCUACAACCCCAGAACGGACAGCUUCCUCACCGUGAGCUCAGCUCGGCAGCUGGAGAGCUACAAGUAUGAAACUUUGGCCGUUGCUUCAGAUGCAGAGACUCGUCAGGAUGCCAACAUGCCCCUCAAAAGUGGAGGCAAAAGGCUGAUGCCUGACUGGACAUUUGUCCUGGGGGAACAGGCGCUGGACCUUUGCGUUCCCUCCUUCUCCCACUCCUCCGCCUCCAUCCUCGUGCUGGGUGAGAGAAACCUGUUCUGCUUUGAUGACAAAGGCCAUAUCCGAUUCAUGAAGAAGCUGGAAUUCAACCCAAGCUGCUUCCUGCCCUAUGCCUCAGUGACAGAAGGCACCAUAAAUCUGCUGCUAGGUAACCACACCAACACGCUGCAGGUUUACCAGAAUGUGACUCUGAAGUGGGCAGCCCAGCUCUCCUUUGUGCCUGUAGCUGUUCGCGUUGCCAACUUCCCGGAGUUGAAAGGAGUUGUGGUCAGUUUGAGCUCAGACGGUCAUCUCCUCUGCUCCUACAUGGGAACAGACCCCUCCUUCUUCACUACCCCUAAAGUAGAUGCCAGGGAGGCCGACUAUGAGCAGGUGGAAGCUGAGAUGAAGAAGCUGCAAAGGUGCAUAAGAGAACUCACCAGGACUCAAGACAUUCUGCCAAAAACGGACGCAGGGGAAGACCUGUCAGUCACUUCUACCGUGUCUUCACGCAUGGACAAGCCAUCACAAGCUCUAAUCCAGGAUAUUGAUGGUUUGCCUGUACCUUCAGUAACUGUGCAGGUGCAGUUGAAGGCAAAUUGUGUUCUCCAGACCUCCAAGCUCUUCAUUUGUGUCCAGCCUCCGCUGGCUGUCACUCAAGAGCAGUUCAUCCUGGAGCCAUUGGGUGUCGGUUCAAAAAAAGUUGUGGAGUUUUCAGCUUUCCUCAAUGGCCGGUACCCCCCUGCUGACCUGACGGGAGAUAUCAUCAUUUCCUACAGCUCGCCAACAGAGCUUAAUCCUACGGGUUGCCCCAGGGUUCUUCAGUCCAAGUUCAUUCUUCCUCUGGCCUUGGUGUGUGUUCCUUCAUCACCAGCCAAAAGCACCAAGUUCAAGAUCACUGUGGACACCAACCAGCCACCAGUUGACCUCAGCUCCAUUUUCCGGGAGUUUUCAGCAAUAGCUGAAGAUAAGGAUGGGAACUGUUUGGCCUUCCAGUUUCUGUCAGGAGCCAAAGUCACUGUGCUGGCCUCCAAGACCUCCCAGCGGUACAGAGUUCAGAGUGACAGCUUCGAAGACAUGUGGUUGGUGGUGAAAGAACUGGUUCAGAGGUUUGAUCAGCAUUUCUCCAAACUGGGGAUCAAAGACUUCAAGAAAAGCUUCAGUGGUUCGCUCCCACUUCAGGACUACUUCUUGUCCGUGGACCAUCACUUUCAGCUUCGUGUCAAUGCUCAGCGAUAUCAAGAUCUGCUGUCAGAUCAAGCGGCCCAAUUCAGAGCCAUCCAGCGUCGCCUGCUUGCUCGAUUUAAAGACAAAACUCCGGCACCUCUGCAGAACUUGGACACUCUGCUGGAUGCAACUUACAGCCAGAUGAUGGCGCUGGCAGAUGCGGCAGCAGAGAACCAGGUUCUGCUGGUGGAGGCGUUUGUCCGUGUGCGGAGCGCCACACACCUGCUGGUGCUGCUGCUGUCGCUGUGGCAAGGCCUGACCCCCGAUCAGACGGCCAUCUUGGAAGCCACCCUGCUGCCGGUGCUGCAGGACACGCCCCAGCUGGGCUGGGAAGAAUGCUGCGACGCUGCCGUCUCCCAUCUCCUGCGAACCUGCUUGUCCAGGAGCCCCAAGGACCAGGCCAUAUCUUUGGCCCAGGCAGGAGGCCCUGUGCUUGGCCUCCCACAAGACACCUCGCGCCUGAAGAAGCACAUCACUCUUCUGUGUGAUCGCAUCGGCAAAGGAGGCCGUCUCACUCUAUGCUCUGAGGCAAACGUCCAGGUUCCUGCCCAGGUCCAGAGUCUCGCUGCUCCUGGUGGUGUUGAGCCAAUAGCGGAAGCCGCUGGUGAAUGGGGGGAGGUAGAUGUCCCGCAGGAGACGACCAAGUUCAUCAAGCAAAAGCAGCCAUCUAAGAAAGUCAAGAAAG
This is a messenger RNA of Oryzias melastigma (Indian medaka), 3259 nucleotides long. It is a transcript of the gene bbs9, whose product is annotated as Bardet-Biedl syndrome 9. The record is from RefSeq and is a predicted model, not a curated record. Gene Ontology annotation, biological process: cilium assembly. Gene Ontology annotation, cellular component: membrane; BBSome. NCBI's taxonomy places the organism in Eukaryota, Metazoa, Chordata, Actinopteri, Beloniformes, Adrianichthyidae.